GAGUGCUACUCAGCAGCAAACACAGGGUGAACAAGUUCAGAUGUGAGAGAUUGAGGGAGUGAGAGAAAAAGAAAGAAAGAAAGAGAGGUAGAGGCAGAGACAUCAAAUCUGUCUGAGAAAGGUUAACAGGACUGACUGACUGAGUAGAGUGGGAGUGUAAAAUGUAGAAGCGAGUAGGAGGGAAGAGAGAGAGAGAGGAGGAGAAGAGACAAGAAGAGAAAAGGAGGAGAGUGUGUCUGAUAGACAGUCUGUUGAGCUUGUCUGGAUGCUUCUGUUCACUCUGUUCUGCUUUGCCUUUUCACCUGCAGACCGGGAGGACGACGCAAGGCAGACAGGUGUGUGUGUGUGUGUGUGUGUGUGUGGGCCGUCUGUGUUCAUUUUGUGAACAUGGAUGGAUGUGCUAUGUGAAGAUGGAUGCACAGAAAAAAAGGAUAGAUGGAUAGAGGAACAUAUCGUGACAACCUUGGACCCAACUAUCUGCAACACUUGCCAAGAGACUAAUGGAGUCUGUAUCACAUGAUCACAACACCUCCUCAACUUCUGCAGGGAGGGCAUGCAGUGCCAGUGUGAGUGACAGGCAGCGUGAGCCAAUGAGCUUCGCACCAAAUCCAGUUCUUGUCCCAGACAGGGACAGCCUUCCGCUGAAGAAGAGGGACCAAAGACCGAGCUCACCGUCACAGCAGCAGCAGUGCGAUGCUGCGACAUUCAAGGCGCCUUACCCUUACAAGAGCCACGGCGAGUUAAAAACAAAAUACACAAGCCCAUUUCAGCCAGUGCCGAGACGGGUUCCUGCGCUCUACCAGCCCUGGACGCAGACUCAUACAUCCCCCAGGUCCAAACCUCAUGUGUUAUCUGCAUUCAGGGAGCAUCAUGGCUGGGCAGAGUGGAGAGAGUUCAACCCCCUGCACCCUGGAUGGGACUUUCCCCACCACUAUCACCACAGCCACUUACCUGGCACACCUGCAGUCCAGCCAGGCCAUCCACACCACCCCUCCAGGUUCAGCCCUAUCUCCCUGGUCUCUGAGGGUUUCCACAGAAUGGGUGGAGGGUACAGUUGGGAGCAGUUCAAGACAUCAAGGGACAAGAGUUUGAAUGCAGAUAGGCAGAGCAAUGGCAGGAAUAAAGGACCGUAUGUGAGGCGAAGAGAGUAUUUUCCCAGGGUUGAAAAAGCAAGUCCUCCGUCGUUGAGCACAUGCCUACCUCACUCUCCACACGAGGACCAACACAAUUUGUUGCACAAAUCAACAGACGUUGUCAAACAUCCUGUUUCUGGACAUUCCUUCAGAGGAGUUUCCCCUGUUGAUAACUCAAACAGCGCAUACACAUCCAUGAAAGAGGACACAUCAAAAUUUUCUGUAUUGCCCUCCUCUGAGCAUGCUUCUUCCUCCUCUUCCUCUUCUAACCGUUUCCCCUGGCUGCUCCCUCACUUUGUGGCCGGCUCUCUGAUUGAGCUCAGAGAUGGGCGGCUGAGACGAGUGGAGCACCUGCAGACGGAGGACUUCCUGCUGGGAUCACUUGCAUGUCCAGACCUGCGCCUGAGUUGCUGCACGGUGCAAAGCAUCUCCCCUUCAACCUCUUCCUCCUCUGUCUCACGCCUCCUCAUUCUGCUUCACGACCAACAGUCACAGGAGUUGGUGGAUGUCUAUGUGGAGUACCCGUUCUUUGUGCGUGGGCGGGGCUGGUCCUCCUGCAGCCCCCAGAGGACUGCCCGUCUCUGUGGCCUGCAGUGCCGCCAGCUCAGCGUGGGGGACGUCUGCCUGGCCCUCACCCCCGUCUCAGCUCUACAGCCUCCACCGUCAGCCACUCUGGAGCCAAAAACCUCACCCAGGAAGUCAGAGAGAGGGUGUGAGUCCCUAAGUGUAUCACACCCAGAGGUACCCCCAGGGCCACAGCAGCAAGAAGGGGGGAGGAAGAAGGGGGCAGAGGUAGUCCGGAGGAGACACUAUUCCGCCCCUGAGCUAAGAGUUCCAGGGACUAAUUGCAUGUAGUGAAGAGGGUCACUGGUUUAUGGGCAGGGAGAAAGUCAGUCUCUUCUAAGCUCUGCUAUAUUCAGCCUAUAUUUGCUGUCUUUUCUACCUCCUGAAUCAUAUUUCUGUGCUUGACUGUCUUUUUAAUUGUAUCUAAGGAGUAAAGGCUAGAGAAAAACAAUAAGCUUGACUCUCAGGAUCCCCUAGAGGUUAUAUUAGCACAUAUUUAUCAAGGCAAGUCAGGGAUCACACGCUGAUUAUGAGAGUUGAAUUAUGUGAGUUAAACAUUACAUCUUCUGUGAGCCUGAUCUCUGCCUGGUCUUUUGUAACAGAAUUAAACUUUAUUCAUGUGAAAGAACUCUUCUUAAGAGAAAGAGCCAUCGUGUAAAAAUAUGUCGCCGCAGGGAGCUGCUUCAGUAACACUGAAUUUGAGAAAGAUCUUGUAGGCUCAAGGAUAUUGUUUUCUUUCUCAAUCUGACGGUUCAUAUCUUUCUGGCAGUCCUGACAGAAUCAGCCCACGUUCCUUGAAAAGCACAUAAAUAAUACUCCCUCAGGUCAUUCAGUGCUGAUGAUAUCAUUUAAAGCUUAUCUCUCUUCUGCCUAAUAUUAUGUAAGAGUUCUUCAUGCUCAUAAAUGAGAGUUUGAGAGGGAAUUUUACAUUGACAAUCAACACCGUUUUUGAUUGUAUCAGUAGGAUUUAGUUUUACGCUUCUACCUCUAUUUUCUAUUUACGGUGACAGAUGUAAUUGUGUGUUUUUAACAGUGUGGGCUGUGAUGUAAUAUGCUUUGCUGGAAGCUUUCAGCUUCUGCAGUGAAUGUCAUUGUGAAUGCCUUUAUUUGCCAGGUUGUCAAAUGCGCACAUUAUGUAAAGUAUGUGCUUUGCUUUUUGUGCUAAUGUGUAUUUUAGGAGGCUUGUGCUAUUCUACGUACUUUAAAAGCACAAUCUGUUAUCAGUGCAUGGCUUCAUGUGUCAGCACUGUGAUGUAAUUUCUUUCUGAGUACACACAGUUCACACAUAAUCAACUGAAUGGGGCAAAAUUGAAAUGUGGACCAUGUGGGCUCAACCAUGAUGUCAAAGUUGUGGCAGACAGGUUGCUGUAAACCUGAUCAUGGAUUCAGUCUUUAACUUGUGAAGCAGUUUUCUCACUGUUGAAUAAAAUGGUGUGUAAAAAUU
Messenger RNA from Lates calcarifer (barramundi perch), 3141 nucleotides. RefSeq lists its product as uncharacterized. The record is from RefSeq and is a predicted model, not a curated record. Lineage: Eukaryota; Metazoa; Chordata; Actinopteri; Centropomidae. The transcript has 3 exons. Bases 501 to 1988 code for a protein of 495 amino acids. Gene Ontology annotation, molecular function: RNA binding; protein binding. Gene Ontology annotation, biological process: negative regulation of transcription by RNA polymerase II; nervous system development. Gene Ontology annotation, cellular component: nucleus.